This is a messenger RNA of Neurospora hispaniola, 1475 nucleotides long. RefSeq names its product lactoylglutathione lyase. Lineage: Eukaryota; Fungi; Ascomycota; Sordariomycetes; Sordariales; Sordariaceae. The record is from RefSeq and is a predicted model, not a curated record. Gene Ontology annotation, molecular function: metal ion binding; lactoylglutathione lyase activity. The transcript is spliced from 5 exons. Bases 256 to 1314 code for a protein of 352 amino acids.
GGUCAAUCCUUACCCGCUGUCAGGGAGUUGUCUAGAGCCCCUCACCGUCCCCAACGCUCACGGCAAUAAGCGCUCCGAUGAUGGUGUUUUUAGUACAGUAGCACCACUAGAAUAGCUUCAUGCCUCCUUCCGUACAAGUAAAUCGACACCACUGCAUCCCCCCCCGCGCACGGCACUUUUCUACAGCAGAUUCUCUCCUCUUCCACGUCACUUGUUGUUUGGAAGCUGAGAGAUUUGUAAGAGAAAAAAAAGCUCAUGAACUCAACAACACGUGCGGCACAGAGAUUGAAGCUUUUUUCUAGUGCUUUGUUUAAUCACAAGAAGACAACAUUGUUUAGACCUACUUUCACAAGAUCGUUUGCAAACAUGGCGGCUACUACCGAUGUCCAGAACUACAAAUUCAACCACUCCAUGAUCCGGGUCAAGGACCCCAAGGAGUCGGUCAAAUUCUACGAAUUCCUCGGCAUGUCCCUCCUCAAGAAACUCUCCUUCCCCGAAGCCAAAUUCGAUCUCUACUUCCUCGGCUACGACGCUCCCGGUGCCGUCUCCGCGGGCGCCAACCUCUGGGACCGCGAGGGUCUGAUCGAGCUAACCCACAACUACGGCACCGAGUCCGACCCCAACUACAAGAUCAACAACGGCAACGUCGAACCCCACCGCGGUUUCGGUCACACCUGCAUCUCCGUCGACAACCUCCAGGCCGCGUGCCAGCGCCUCGAGGACGCAGGUUACAAGUUCCAGAAGAAGUUGAGCGAUGGGCGCAUGAAGCACAUUGCUUUUGCCCUGGACCCGGAUGGAUACUGGGUGGAGAUUAUUGGCCGCAAGCCGGUGGAGGAGACGGAGGGCGUCAAGGAGACGGACCUGAAGACUUACAGGAUGAACCAUACCAUGUUGAGGGUCAAGGAUGGGGAGAAGAGUCUCAAGUUUUACCAGGAGGUUAUGGGCAUGAAGCUGGUGAGGACGCAUGAGGCCAAGGAGGCCGGAUUCAACCUUUAUUUCCUUGGGUAUGGAGAUGAGAAGCAGAACACGGCGGAUCGCGAGGGACUGUUGGAGUUGACGUGGAACUAUGGCACCGAGAAGGACGAGAACUUUUCGUACCAUAACGGCAAUGAUCAGCCUCAAGGGUUUGGUCAUAUUUGCGUGUCGGUUGAUAACAUCGAGGCUGCCUGCGACCGUCUGGAGGGUCUCAACGUCAACUGGAAGAAGAGACUGACGGAUGGUCGCAUGAAGAACGUUGCGUUCGUUCUUGAUCCUGAUAAUUACUGGAUUGAGUUGGUCCAGAAUGAGCGCUUCACUGGCCAGGCUAACUUUUAAGCCGAGCUGGAUGUGGUAAGGUGUUGCAGUUGCUGAUAGACUAGAUGUGGAAUAUACCAAGUCCUGCAAUAUCAGACUUUGUGCUCUGUUCACAGCUGUUAUCUUACAUGCAGUGCUGUGUGUCUUCUUUCUCCCUUCAAUCUAUCUGGUUUCGUUUUCAA